CUCUCUCGUCAAUCGUCAAUUGUCAUAGCUUCUCUUCUGUCUUAAACAAUGGCGUCUCUCUCUCACCUCAACAAGCUCCUCUGCUUCCCCACCCUCAACUCCACACCCUCUCUUUCGCCACCGCGCGCCGCCCUCCCAUUUCUUAUGAAGCCGCUCGCAAGGCCGCUCAUGCUUCGCACCUCGGCCAGGGCGACGCUCCGUGUCCGAUCGUUUUCCGGCGAAGAGUUGCUACCGGCGGAGGAGACGGAGAUUCUGAAGAAGGCUUUGGUGGAUUCGUUCUACGGAACCGAUCGUGGACUGAAAGCAAAGAGCGAAACGAGAGCGGAGAUCGUCGAACUCAUCACUGAACUCGAGGCCAAGAACCCCACCGCUGCUCCCACCGACGCCCUCACUCUCCUCAACGGAAAGUGGAUUCUCGCGUAUACAUCCUUUACAGGAUUGUUCCCGUUGUUGUCAUGGGGAACGCUACCACUGGUCAAGGUAGCCGAAAUAUCUCAGUCUAUUGACUCGGAGAAUUUUACUGUCCAAAACUCUGUUCUCUUCGCUGGUCCUUUGGCCACCACCUCCAUUAGUGCUAAUGCCAAAUUCGAAGUCAGAAGUCCACGACGUGUGCAGAUCAAGUUUGAGGAAGGCGUCAUUGGCACUCCACAGUUGACAGACUCGUUAGAGAUACCAGAAGAUGUGGAAUUUCUGGGUCAGAAGAUUGACCUUACACCUUUCAAAGGCAUCAUUACGUCUGUGCAAGACACAGCCUCAUCGGUCGCCAAAACAAUUUCAAGCCAGCCUCCGUGGAAGAUCCCAAUUUACAGCAGCAAUGCUCAAUCGUGGUUACUCACUACAUAUCUUGACGAGGAACUGCGCAUCUCAAGGGGUGAUGGUGGCAACGUGUUUGUUCUCGUCAAAGAAGGAAGCUCUCUUCUGACAAGUUAAACACAACAAAGUAGUAUAUUUUGGGCUCAAUAUAUAGUUUAUGUUUAUCAAAUAAGCAAAGGGUCUUGAUUAAAUACAGUGAUUCUGAAGAAGCAUGUGUAGAACAGUGUUAAUGCCCUGAUGCGGAUUGUUUUGUUAAUGUGUGAUAUAUUUAUUAUAAGCAGAAGCGAAUGACAUCAAUCAUGCAGCCUCUGCUUUUUAUUUUGUUAACGUGUGAUAUAUUUAUGAUGC
Molecule: messenger RNA, 1161 nt
Organism: Cajanus cajan (pigeon pea)
Lineage: Eukaryota; Viridiplantae; Streptophyta; Magnoliopsida; Fabales; Fabaceae
Product: plastid-lipid-associated protein, chloroplastic
Source: RefSeq, a predicted model, not a curated record